This is a messenger RNA of Helianthus annuus (common sunflower), 1345 nucleotides long. RefSeq names its product zinc finger CCCH domain-containing protein 14. Gene Ontology annotation, molecular function: metal ion binding; mRNA binding. Bases 230 to 1150 code for a protein of 306 amino acids. The transcript has 3 exons. The record is from RefSeq and is a predicted model, not a curated record. Lineage: Eukaryota; Viridiplantae; Streptophyta; Magnoliopsida; Asterales; Asteraceae.
AAAAGUAGCGGGUUGGGAUCCGGAACCCAACAAAAUCUAAACCUAAACAUUUCAUUUCCGCUGAUUUCACCCCAUUUACAAACCCUAGGGGUUUUUCAUUCUCCCUCUCGCUCUUCGUCUCUCUGCCAUCAUCCCCCCCACCAAUUCACACUCUCUAGCUCACCAAACACUCCGCAGAAUCACCACACAUCCUCUUCCGUCAACUUCUCAGUGUCAGAUCUGACAUAAAAUGGAGUUUGGGGGCCGAAAGAGAGGCAGACAAGACGGCGCUUGGAAUGGAGCUCCUAAAAGACCUAGAGACGAAAUGGAGUCCUUUACAUCUGGUGUAGGAAGCAAAUCAAAGCCGUGCACGAAGUUUUUCAGCACGUCCGGUUGUCCAUUCGGUGAAGGAUGUCACUUCCUACACUACGUUCCUGGCGGCUACAGUGCAGUGAAACAGUUGACGAACGUCAGCGGGCCCCUCGGAAGAAAAGCUCCUAUGCAACAACCACCGCCCUUCGCUGCUGACGGUCCACUAAAAAGCAAGCUUUGCAACAAAAUGAACACCCCAGAAGGAUGCAAGUUUGGAGACAAAUGCCGUUUUGCUCACAGUGAGGUGGAGCUCACUAGUAAUAAGCCAUCAUUCUCAGCUUAUGAAGACCCUCGUAGUCAACCAGGUCCCAUCAGUUACGGUGGUGGUGGGUACCAAGGGCGGUUCGAACCACCCGCCCCACCUGGUCUAGCGGCUGCGGCUAACUUCGGUCAAUCUGCCACUGCUAAGAUCAGCAUAGACGGGGCUCUAGCGGGGCCCAUCAUAGGGAAGAGUGGUGUGAACUCUAAGCAGAUAUGCCGCCUUACUGGAGUGAAGCUAGCCAUAAGAGAUCAUGAAACAGACCCGAACCAAAAGAAUAUCGAGCUUGAAGGAACUUUUGAUCAGAUCAAACAGGCGAGUGCGAUGGUGCAUGAGUUGAUCGUGAACCUUGGUGCAGGUGGCGGUGCAAAUGGUCCGCCGGCAAGAAAGUCUGGCGGUUUUCAGCAGCAGGGUGGUGGGCAGGCGCAUGGUUUUGCACAUAAAAUAAAGACGAAGAUAUGUGAAAACUUUGCGAAGGGACAGUGUACCUUUGGGGACAAGUGCCAUUUUGCACAUGGAGAGAGUGAGCUUCGUAGGUAGGUAGGCAACAUAACAUAUUACAUGUGAUUUGGUUGGUGUUGUCAUUUGGCCCAAAUAAUUUAUGUCAUAAUAUAUUGUUGUAGGGUGCAGUUUGUUGGCUGUGGUUAAACAGGAUUUUUUGCUAAAACUUUGUAUUCAUUUUGUUUUGGUUUAACUGUUUCUUUUUCUUAGUUACAUGAAAUUGAAUUGAAAUCC